Messenger RNA from Morus notabilis, 420 nucleotides. RefSeq lists its product as uncharacterized. Bases 1 to 420 code for a protein of 139 amino acids. The record is from RefSeq and is a predicted model, not a curated record. Lineage: Eukaryota; Viridiplantae; Streptophyta; Magnoliopsida; Rosales; Moraceae. The transcript is spliced from 2 exons.
AUGCGAGUGACAUUCUUGCUUUUGACUCAUAUUCCAAGUGGUGUUUUAAAUGGAAGAACUUCUUUAGCAGUUGAAGUUGAGUUCCCACAGGCUGAAGAUGAUAGCGUGAAAGGGAAACUUGCGCCAAGAUACAUUGGACCAUUCCAAAUCGUGCAACAUGUCGGUGUUGUUGCUUAUCGCCUCACCUUACUUCCUGAGUUAUCUCACGUGCACAAUGUGUUCCAGAUUUCUAUGCUUCGUAAGCAUAAACCCGAUCCGGAAGCUAUUGUACAAUUGUACGACGUGCCAAUCAAGUAUGGCACGACUUACGAGGAAGUACUAGUUCAAAUUCUCGAUCGAAAGAUGAAGAGUUUACGUUGUCAUGAGAUUUCGCUAGUGAAGGUGUUGUGGCAACACCAUGGCAUUGAGGAAGCGACGUGA